CCAGUACGCGUGCGCGUGCCCUCCUGGGGCGUGCUCGCGGCUAUAAGGGGCGGAGGCUGGGUGGCGUUGCUCCGCGCUCUGCGGCUGACGGCGCUUUUGUCUCCGGUGAGUUUUGUGGCGGGAAGCUUCUGCGCUGGUGCUUAGUAACCGACUUUCCUCCGGACUCCUGCACGACCUGCUCCUACAGCCGGCGAUCCACUCCCGGCUGUUCCCCCGGAGGGUCCAGAGGCCUUUCAGAAGGAGAAGGCAGCUCUGUUUCUCUGCAGAGGAGUAGGGUCCUUUCAGCCAUGAAGCAUGUGUUGAACCUCUACCUGUUAGGUGUGGUACUGACCCUACUCUCCAUCUUCGUUAGAGUGAUGGAGUCCCUAGAGGGCUUACUAGAGAGCCCAUCGCCUGGGACCUCCUGGACCACCAGAAGCCAACUAGCCAACACAGAGCCCACCAAGGGCCUUCCGGACCAUCCAUCCAGAAGCAUGUGAUAAGACCUCCUUCCGUACUGGCCAUAUUUUGGAACACUGACCUACACAUGUCCAGAUGGGAGUCCCAUUCCUAGCAGACAAGCUGAGCACCGUUGUAACCAGAGAACUAUUACUAGGCCUUGAAGAACCUGUCUAACUGGAUGCUCAUUGCCUGGGCAAGGCCUGUUUAGGCCGGUCACGGUGGCUCACGCCUGUAAUCCUAGCACUUUGGGAGGCUGAGGUGGGUGGAUCACCUGAGGUCAGGAGUUCGAGACCAGCCUCGCCAACAUGGCGAAACCCCAUCUCUACUAAAAAUACAAAAGUUAGCUGGGUGUGGUGGCAGAGGCCUGUAAUCCCAGCUCCUUGGGAGGCUGAGGCAGGAGAAUUGCUUGAACUCGGGGACGGAGGUUGCAGUGAGCCAAGAUCGCACUGCUGUACCCAGCCUGGGCCACAGAGCAAGACUCCAUCUCAAAAAAAAAAGAAAAGAAAAAGCCUGUUUAAUGCACAGGUGUGAGUGGAUUGCUUAUGGUUAUGAGAUAGGUUGAUCUCGCCCUUACCCCGGGGUCUGGUGUAUGCUGUGCUUUCCUCAGCAGCAUGGCUCUGACAUCUCUUAGAUGUCCCAACUUCAGCUGUUGGGAGAUGGUGAUAUUUUCAACCCUACUUCCUAAACAUCUGUCUGGGGUUCCUUUAGUCUUGAAUGUCUUAUGCUCAAUUAUUUGGUGUUGAGCCUCUCUUCCACAAGAGCUCCUCCAUGUUUGGAUAGCAGUUGAAGAGGUGUGUGGGUGGGCUGUUGGGAGUGAGGAUGGAGUGUUCAGUGCCCAUUUCUCAUUUUACAUUUUAAAGUCGUUCCUCCAACAUAGUGUGUAUUGGUCUGAAGAGGGUGGUGGGAUGCCAAAGCCUGCUCAAGUUAUGGACAUUGUGGCCACCAUGUGGCUUAAAUGAUUUUUUCUAACUAAUAAAGUGAAAUAUAUAUUUCUA
This is a messenger RNA of Pan troglodytes (chimpanzee), 1436 nucleotides long. It is a transcript of the gene HILPDA, whose product is annotated as hypoxia inducible lipid droplet associated. Gene Ontology annotation, biological process: positive regulation of cell population proliferation; autocrine signaling; positive regulation of lipid storage. Bases 288 to 479 code for a protein of 63 amino acids. NCBI's taxonomy places the organism in Eukaryota, Metazoa, Chordata, Mammalia, Primates, Hominidae. The transcript is spliced from 2 exons. The record is from RefSeq and is a predicted model, not a curated record. Gene Ontology annotation, cellular component: lipid droplet.